This is a messenger RNA of Cladophialophora psammophila CBS 110553, 1086 nucleotides long. RefSeq lists its product as uncharacterized. The coding region runs from base 1 to 1086 and encodes 361 amino acids. The transcript has a single exon. Lineage: Eukaryota; Fungi; Ascomycota; Eurotiomycetes; Chaetothyriales; Herpotrichiellaceae. The record is from RefSeq and is a predicted model, not a curated record.
AUGGCUCAAAUCGAGUCUCCCAGGUCGCCCAUCUUGCCUGACACGCUGCUGUCGGUCACUGCUCUUGCUCGCUUCGAGUUUGAACCUGGCAAAGGCAAUGAUGGUACCAAAGUCAUGAUGGUUGAAUGGCAAGACGACGACCAGGCCAGAGCAAAGUCAGGUAGAUGGCAGGUCUCGUGGUCCGGCAAACGCACCGUCUUCCCCGCAGACGACAAUCCUUCAGACAAUAUCCGUCGUGUAUAUUUCCUUCUCCCUCCUGGCGCCAUUGUGCCACCUCACAUCACUUUGGCAUUCUAUCCUCCCACAGACCCCAUGGGAUCUACCGAGACCCCAGCGACAGCGCUUCCCCCUCUCGGAAUGACGGUGAACCCGCUACCUGCUAUCUUCACUCCCGAGCUGGGUGCCACGGCCAAGGCCAGCGGCAGAAAAGGCGUGCUUCACACUAUAUGGGCUAAGAAGAGGCUCCAGGUGUUGGACAAAGAAAUCAAGGACGAGGAAGAACACAAUCUAGAAGGCAUUGCAUUGGAGAUGGCCCGAUCCGAGAAGUCUUGGAUCGAGAACAAUUUCGGCCUGACUCCAAAGCCCCCGAACCUCGAUUUGAGCAGCAUUUCCAAAUCCCCCAUGGGGCCGACGAGCCCGGGUAUCCAAAGUCCCAAGUCUCCGGGUGGAAGAAGGCUCAGUGAGAAACUCAAGGGCUUGAGCAUUGGGACGAGCGACAGAGAACUCAAUGCGAGGGGUCUGAAUACUCCCACCCGCGAAUCUCAUCCGCUCUCACCCGAGGCAUCGGAUAUGGCCUAUUCGUCAUUCGGUAGCUUCCAGAAUGGCCCGGGAUCCGCGACAUCUACAACCGGAGGUAGAAAGGUCGUUGCUCAAGCACCACCAGACUAUAUCAGAAAACAGCAGGGACAGUCGCCCGCCACGGCUUCCCUCAAUUCCGUGGGCCAGACACCCAAGCCAGAUGAUCCCGCAGACGAUGAUUUGUUUGCGGUUGCACUAAGUCCAAGGUCACCGGAUGGCCCAAAGAGCCCCUUUUCAAUAUCGAGUGCCGAAGUCGGUGCAUUUGCCAAGAUCAAGGGCGAGCGAUGA